UCUUCCCCCCUUCUCCUCCUCCUCCUCUUCCUCCUCCUCUUCUCUCUCCCCCCGCCCUCCCCGGCCGCCCGCCGGUGCCGGCGGAGGCGGGCGGAACGGGCUGGGCCCGUUCGCAUCCCCCCGCCCGGCUCCGCCUCGCCGAGGGAACGGGGAGCUGCCGGGCCGUCCAGCGAGGCCGGUAACCGGCAGCCCCGGAGCCGCCGCCACCGGAGCGAGCUGGCCGGUCCCCGCCGAUGGCACCGCGCUGCCGCCUCCAAGGAGGAAGGUGCUGAGCUCUGAAGCUCCGGGGUUUUGCUGCCCAUGGGCUCAGCAGGAUGAUGCCAGCUGGCCGAGAGCCCCCCGCGCCCCUCGCGGUGCCAAUGUGACCAAGCGGCUGGCUGGGAACCGCGACGCCAAGCCUGGCACGGUGAGCGCAGCGGCUUGUGGCCCCCGCUUUGGGGCCUGCCACCCAAAGAUGAGCGAUGGCGGGUGGAUCUCACUCAGCCCCACCGAGUUUGCCCAGCUCCAGCAGUACACGGACUACUCCACCAAGAAGCUCAAGGAUGUCCUGGAGGAGUUCCACGGGGACGGCGUCCUCUCGAGGUACAACCCUGAAGAGCCCAUCGACUACGAGGGCUUUCGCCUCUUCAUGAAGACCUACCUAGAGGCGGAUGUGCCCGAGGAGCUUUGCCAACACCUCUUCACCUCCUUCAAGCGUAAGAUAUGCCAAGCCUCCCCCGAGACCCAGCGUCAGAGCCCUGGCAUCUCACAGCUCAACACCCUCGGGAUCAAUGGGAAAAUGCUCCUGAGUGCCCUGGGACGACACCCUCCUGAGCCCAAGAGCUGCCACAGCAACGCGGCUGAGCUGCAGCCGGCAUCCCUCACCCCGGCAUCGAUCCCCAAUGCCUCCCCGAGCUGGUCCAGAUCAUCCUCCCAGAAGUCCACCACCGGCACCCCUUCUGCUCACAACUCCUCGGGCUCUUCGAAGAUCUCCCCCGGGUCCCUGCUCAGCCCUCAGUCGCCAGGCACGAGGACUGUGGAGAAGAGGUUACCCUUCAGCCUGCGGAAGAGCCACAGCUCCCUGAAAGCCACCCCCCCACCGCCCCCCACCCCCCUGGCCCAGGUGGUCCACCUGAAGGACAUUGUCUGCUACCUGUCCCUGCUGGAGAGGGGACGGGCAGAGGACAAGCUGGAGUUUAUGUUUCGCCUCUACGAUACUGAUGGAAAUGGCCUCCUGGACAGCUCGGAGCUGGAUCGUAUCAUCAACCAGAUGGUGCAUGUGGCUGAGUACCUGGAGUGGGAUUCCACCGAGCUGAAGCCUAUCUUGAAGGCAAUGAUGGAGGAGAUCGACUACAACCAUGACGGGACCGUGACGCUGGAGGAGUGGAUCCGGGGUGGCAUGACCACCAUCCCUUUACUGGUCCUCCUGGGGAUGGAGACGAACGUGAAGGACGAUGGGCAGCACGCCUGGAGGCUGAAGCACUUCAAGAAACCUGCCUACUGCAACUUCUGCCGCACCAUGCUGCUGGGGGUCCGCAAGCAGGGCCUCUGCUGCUCCUUCUGCAAGUACACCGUCCAUGAGAGGUGCGUGUCCAAAGAUAUUGCCUCCUGCAUCAGCACCUACGUGAAAUCCAAGAGAAACAUGAGCGUGAUGCAGCAUACCUGGAUUGAGGGCAAUUCCCCUGUCAAGUGCGACAGAUGCCACAAGAGCAUCAAGUGCUACCAGGGCAUCACUGGCCUGCACUGCGUCUGGUGCCAAGUCACUCUCCACAAUAAAUGUGCCUCCCACGUGAAGCCAGAGUGUGAUGGGGGCCUGCUGCGGGACCACAUCUUGCUGCCUUCCUACAUCUGCCCCGUCGUCCUGGACAGGCAGUCCCACUGCCGGAGAUCGGAGAGUGACUCCCCUGCCAGCACUAGCCCUGAGGACAACCAGGGCUUCAAGUUCAACUCCACCACGGUGGAUGGGCAAGGACUGCAGAUCAGCCCCCGGCCCGGGACACAUCCUCUCCUGGUGCUUGUGAACCCCAAGAGUGGAGGAAGACAAGGGGAGCGGGUCCUCCGGAAAUUUCACUACCUGCUCAACCCACGCCAAGUGUACAACCUAGACCGCGGCGGGCCCGCGCCGGGGCUGAGCUUCUUUCGGGACACUCCAGAUUUCCGCGUCCUGGCCUGCGGAGGGGAUGGCACAGUGGGCUGGAUCCUAGACUGCAUAGACAAGGCGAACUUGGUGAAGCACCCACCGGUGGCUGUCCUGCCCCUGGGAACGGGCAAUGACCUGGCCCGGUGCCUGCGCUGGGGAGGAGGCUAUGAAGGAGGCAAUCUGAUGAAGGUCCUGAAAGACAUCGAGCACAGCACAGAGGUGAUGCUGGACCGCUGGCAGAUAGAUGUCAUUCCCAGUGACAGAGAGGCCAACGGAGACCCUGUCCCAUCCACCAUCAUCAACAACUACUUCUCCAUCGGGGUGGACGCCUCCAUCGCCCACCGCUUCCACGUCAUGCGAGAAAAGCACCCCGAGAAAUUCAACAGCAGGAUGAAGAACAAGCUGUGGUACUUCGAAUUCGGGACGUCGGAGACCUUUGCAGCCACCUGCAAGAAGCUCCACGACUACGUCGAGGUGGAGUGCGACGGAACCCUGCUAGACCUCAGCAACGCGUCCCUGGAGGGCAUCGCCGUCCUCAACAUCCCCAGUAUGUACGGUGGCUCCAACCUCUGGGGCGAGACCAAGAAGCAGCGCGGUUACAACCGGCUGGGCAAGAAAGCGCCGGAGAAGCUGCAUGCCACGGUGGUCACUGACACCAAGGAGCUCAAGUUCUGCGUGCAGGACCUCAGCGACCACCUCUUGGAGGUGGUGGGGCUGGAGGGUGCAAUGGAGAUGGGGCAGAUCUACACGGGGCUGAAGAGCGCUGGAAAGAGACUGGCCCAGUGUUCGUCCGUCACCAUCAGGACAUCCAAGCUGCUGCCCAUGCAGGUGGACGGGGAGCCCUGGAUGCAGCCAUCCUGCACGGUCAAAAUUACACAUAAAAGCCAAGUGCCAAUGCUGUUGGGCCCCCCACAGAAAAGCAGCUUCUUUUUCCUGAAGAGGAGAAACCGAACUCGAGAUUAAGCAGCGUGCAAGGAGCCAUGGUCCAGAGGCACCUGGCAUCCCGGACACCUGCCUGCUGCAGGGGGUCCCCAAAUCCCCACUCCGCAGUGGGGAGAGAAAACACCCCCCCAAGCCCGGUGGGGAUGCUUUGUCCUGGGAAGGUCUUGGAGGCUCCUUCCCAACCACCACAAGCGUCUUCUCCAGCUGGGAUGGAAGUGGUGGGCAAAGGCAGGCCGAUGCACGGGGAGCGCAUUCGCUGGAGCAGUGCUAUGACUGGAGUUUUUUUCCCUUUAUUUAAAUAACCCCCCCUGCUGCCUGCCCCGGCAGAGCUGCAAAUGAACGCGCUCCCGAGAAAACGCCAAGCUUCACUUAUUUAUUUUUAAUCCCCUUGAAAGACACUCGAUGUUUUGCUGCACUGGCUUUCUGUCCACCUUGCACAUUGGAGAAGUUAUUUAUUUUCUUAGCCUAGAGGAGAUGGUCUCUGCCAUGCCUUCAGCUAGCGCUUCUGGGAUGGGUUUUAAGCAGAUGCAAAGCCAGCCUUCACUGCCAGCCCUGCGAGCUGCCAGGCAUGGGAUGGGCUGGGGACAGACAAGAUGGUGCCUGGGCCACGGGGGCAAGCGUGGGGUGGAUGGGAGGAGACUGUGUUUUGACAUGGAAGAGGCAAAAAAGGGAUUUGGCGGCUGAUUCUUGGGAAACCCCCGUGCCCCAGCUCUGGGCUUUGUGUUCAUAUUUAUGUAUUUAUUUAGCAAACUUUGGGGGGACUUUGGGGCUCACCUUCUUUUUAUGAGCCCAGGUUGGACACGAAUGCCACCUCCCUUCUCUGCUGGCUGUCCCCUAUGGCACUUCCUUCCAAGUGGACUUUCCUCUCUCCUAAAGCCUGCCAGCCUGUGCCAUGGGUUGGGGACCGACAUCCAGAAGCUCUUCUCGCUUGGAAGUGUCCCCCCUGGCCUUUUUACACAUCUCCUCAUGUGCUUCGCCAGGCCCAUGCUCUCCCGGUGGCAGCUGUGCUGCCUCCGGUGCUCCUGGAUGGCUGCAGGGAGCAGUGAAGAGCUCUUGCACCUUGGUUUCCGCACAGCCAGGUCUCCCCCCUGACCCACCCCAAAGCCAAGGAGCUUCGCAGAUGCCGCUGCCAGCCCCCUGCCUGCAUGGGUGCCCACUGCUCACCACCUGGCUGCUCCUUUUCUCCUCGCCAGCCGGGGUGCACGGGCAGGUUUCGGUGGCAUCACCCAUGUAUCCCCCACUAGGCGUGUGGGGAGAGACCACGGGACGCAGCUUCUCCCCAGGAUGCAAUGGGGCCCAGAAAACGGAUGAAUGCAUGGAGGCCAUGGUGGUCUAGAUGUGUGCCCCGCUUCACGGCGCUCCCAGGAGCUAGGAGUUGGCAGGACCGGCCCACGGAAAGGCUGCUGGUUGCUGCUGCAGGCACUUGCUGCCUCCUGGGGUGGCCCUGCACGGGGGGACACCUGGCUCCUGAAUCAGCUCCCGCUCCCAGGCAGCUCCCUCAGGUCUGGCGGAGGCCCCUGUGCCACUGUGAGCAAGCCGGGAGCAGCGUGUGCCCUGUGGAUGUUGCUGCAGGCAGGAAAACUGCUGCUUGUCCCCGCUAUGCCCCUGCCAGAGGGUUGGGAGCCAUGGCUGGGACAAGCCACCCUCUCCUCCCCAGUGACCCAGCGCCCAGUCUCUCCUCAUGCUGCAGGUUCCCAUUCAAUAGCAUUCCCCUGGUAGUGCAGAGGGUGCUGCUGUCACUAUGCUUCAGAGUGAACAGUGAGCUGAAAGGGAGCCAUUUGUCACCCUCCCCAGGCAGAGACAGUAGUGCUGUUGUGCGCCCAUUCAAGCUUUAGCUCAGGGCUGUUUCUGACAGCAGCCGUAGGGCCCUGCUGACAUGGGAGGAGGUGUCAGCAGCACCCCAGGGGACUCCCAGCUGGCCUCUAGCCCACGAAUCCCCCUCGUGGCCAGAGCACAGGAGGAGGCUCCAGUGGGCUGCCAUGGCUCCCUCUCCUCCUGCCCUCGGACAGGGCGAGGGCGAGCUGGGGGGCAGGUGCUCACUGCAAGGCAGGAGAGCACUGUGGAGCGAGCGAGAGCAAGCAUGGGCCCAGCUGGCAGGCACAGAGGUCACCACAGCUCACCGAAGCCAUGAGCUGCGUACACGGGCAAACUCCACCUGCCGUGCAUAAAUCCCCCCUCCUCCUCCUCCCCCUCCUCCUCGUCACCCUGCCCGGGCAUUAAUGAGUAGCCAGGUGAAAGCGUAGGGGAGCUAGGCCAAAUAAACCCUGGGUCUCCUGGACCAGCGGCCUCCAUUGGAAAAAAAACCCUCGACCAAGCUUUGCUGGCAGGCAGGUUGAUGGGUUUGAUCUGUGGGAUGACACGAGGGAUGGGCAUUUAUAGCAGCAGGUUUGGCUCCAUUUCCCUGCCUGCUUGGCCUCAACCCAGGGUUUUAUCCCAGGCCUCCGAUUAGGAAGUGCCUGUAUGGAAUCGGCAAUGUUUUUCACCACCGACCUGCUCCUUGCACCCAGACAUGGUUUGCUGGGCUCUGGGCAAAGAGCAGCGCUUGGGUGUCUCUGCUGCAGUUUGCCAUCAGUGGUGCCAGAGCUGGGGAAUCAAGCGGGCACUGUCCGGCAGCAUGCCAGGGGGCGAGGAGUGUUUGGUUGAGCUCAAAGCUGGAGGGGGAGCACCCAAACACAUGUCCUGCAGGAUACAGGGAGCCCAGGGCCACCACCCUGGACCACGGGGGAAUGAUGACACACUGGCACCAGUCUGCCAAGGGUGACAGGCUCCGAUAGAGACAUCCCCUUCUGAUGAUCAGUGAGACAAUUCCUGCCACCUCCCCCGGGGGAACACAGCUUUGAUCCGCUCCCACCAUACCAAAGCCAUGGUUCAACGGGCCUGGCAGCUAACGACCUCCUUAGUCCAAUGAUGCAAAAUCUUCAGCUCAGGAGGGGACCUACAGGGGCUGGGAUGCCAGCCCGGCUGUCCCCGGCUCCAGGGAGGAACAUGCCAUGCAGCCGAGGGGCACGCGAGGCUCUGAAACCAAUCUCCCCAAUCUCCCUCGGCAUCUCCCAGCUCAGCCCCGUUUGUCCCUCAAAGGCCACAGGAUGGACCUCCCAAACACGCCCCCCCCCCCCCCCCCCCAGUCCCAGGCACUGGUGCCAGUGCGCAAGCAGCCCACCGAGCCGGUGCCAUUCUGGGGGAAUCCCUGAUUGCUGGGGAGCCCAUUGCCGUGGGAGCCCCAGCCCUGUCCUCCUGCUGUGUGCGUAGCCGUGGUUGCCUGCAUGGAAAUGGUGUCCGUAGCGUAGUGUGUGUUGCCGUGUACACCUGGACUGCUGUGGGCUUGCCUCAAAUAAAGAUGAUGAAGAAAUA
This is a messenger RNA of Aquila chrysaetos chrysaetos, 6412 nucleotides long. RefSeq names its product diacylglycerol kinase beta-like. Gene Ontology annotation, cellular component: plasma membrane. The transcript is spliced from 25 exons. Gene Ontology annotation, molecular function: ATP-dependent diacylglycerol kinase activity; calcium ion binding. The coding region runs from base 455 to 3082 and encodes 875 amino acids. Lineage: Eukaryota; Metazoa; Chordata; Aves; Accipitriformes; Accipitridae. Gene Ontology annotation, biological process: intracellular signal transduction; diacylglycerol metabolic process; lipid phosphorylation. The record is from RefSeq and is a predicted model, not a curated record.